Pseudomassariella vexata is the source of this 2997-nucleotide messenger RNA. RefSeq lists its product as uncharacterized. The record is from RefSeq and is a predicted model, not a curated record. NCBI's taxonomy places the organism in Eukaryota, Fungi, Ascomycota, Sordariomycetes, Amphisphaeriales, Pseudomassariaceae. The transcript is spliced from 11 exons. Bases 1 to 2997 code for a protein of 998 amino acids.
AUGCAGGAGAGUGCACCAUCCACCCCAGACAACCGGUACAACUCCUCGUCGACUCCAGAAAGCAGCCGGCACGGAGGACGAUUCGAUCCGAAUCAGUAUCACGCAUAUAAAACCAGCGUUGAUACAAGCUAUACUGGAUCUAGGAACCUUACAGCGGUUCAUAGUGAUACGGCUUCGUAUUCCGGACCACUACCUCCGCCAGCUAUGUCUAGCUGGGUAUCAAUGGCCCAGUCGAAUCCACAAUCGUACAGUGGCCAAGGCAAUCUAUCCGGAUUCAGUCAAGUGCAUGUUGGACCAACGAACCCCCUUCCCACCGGCACGUCCGUUCCCGGAAAUGGACACAAUGCCUAUCAGCCUCGGGCCUCAGGUUCCACCGCGAACGUCCAGACAUCAUUUCAAUCGCAGCCAGGAAUGUAUCGAACCCCAGCUGGAUAUAACUCAGACUCUCCUUUCGAGAGCGCAAGCCAAUUCUAUAGCCAGCCACCAGGCCAUAGUAUGAGUUAUUUCCCAACUCAACAGUACGAGAGCCCGUCGUCGUGGGGCCAGGGUAAUAACAUGGUGGGUAUCAACGAGGCCCUAUUGCCCGGCCAAUUUCAAGUCGGGCCCGCGAAUGGCUCAGGAAGUCUGUUGAACAAAUCAAGCGCUGUCUCUGAGAAAUACUCCAAAAUCCUCUUCAGCCUGCGCAACCGAUUUCGCGCCAAGAAGCCCAACGCCUUCCAGUUGCCAGGCUAUGAAUACAACACUACGCUAAAAUUCCGCCAUCGUGAUGCAGCAGGCCGUGUCAGUAAUAAGCCCUUGCAAGAUCGCUACCUCCACCCCCUGGACGGUCGGCUUCGCAAGCUGAUCGUGGCCUCUACUGACGACAUAUACGAAGCCCCGGGCACGUCGACUUGGCGCAGGACAUAUAUCCGCAACGUAUAUCCUUGGAACGUUCGAAUUUCCACAUGGGUUAUCGACUUCCACCAUGAUCCCGAUAGCUGGAAAGCGUGGUUUUUUAUACUAGGGAGAGCCUUCGUCGCGAACAUAGCUCUGCAGAUCGCUUUUUACAUCAAGUCAUACCAGUUCUUCACCGAAGAAACUGCCAGAUGGGUGUUCGAAGGCAAGUACGCACCGGUACCAAUUGAGUUCAACGGCAACGCCAAAAUCUGGAGCAAUCACCUAGAGAACCGAGACGAGUCUACACUGGCAUCGCGCGAAACUGAAGCCUACCAAGUUCUGAAACCCCGUGACCUCUGUUUUCUGAGAAUGCCCGAGGAACGUGAUCUCCACGGAGUUGAAAUUCGCUCCGUCAGGGAGUGGGAAGAGACUGACGGCCGAGAGGUCAACCUCAGCUACGUCUUCGUUGCCUACUUCACUGAGCAUUUCCACUCUAAUAAUGUGGAUGACAUGGUGGCACUGUCUACUAUUGCCGAAAGAGCUGCCAGAAAUGCCGGUGUUGUCGCUUACUGGGUUGCCGCAAGCAACAUGCGCGAUGAUAACCAACUCGAGUCAGACGUUUUUCGCAUAUCUGACGUCCUCAGGGGUGCUCAAAGCAUGGCCAUUGCCGUUGGUCGUCCCAGUACUGCCAUGCAUGAAAUGUCCACCGACGAACUGCUGCGUCAAUGGGGCACUCGGGUAUGGACUUUCCCAGAAGUUCUGCUGAGCCCGGGGCGUGAAAUCUCCGUGUACACUCGAGGAGACAACCUUUCCGCUCCUCUUAUUCUCAGCAAGAACCAGUUCGCCGGCAGGGUCUGGUCGGAUGCUCAACGGUCCAGACAGCUCGUAGACCACUACCUCGGCAACUUGACACUAAGCAAGCUCGAGCUGGCUGUUACUGCGCUCAGGUGCUUGUACGAUCGGAAAACCACGCAGUAUCUGCCUGGCGAUCAAGCGUACGCUCUGGUGGGUUUGCUGCGCAUGCGACCCAAGAUUGACCGAAAUGACACCUCAUUUCAGGCCUUUGCCAGACUUUCUCUUGCCAACGACUCUGACGAGGUCUUGGAGCGGUACCUCUGCACCCUGCCCGACCUCAAUAAAGAAUGGUACGAGAUGACCGACGUCUAUAAGUCAGCUCUUUGGGACAUAGUGCCCUACUGCCAGGUAGCCGGUGUCUGCGGCAUCUCCAAAACCCAGGGAACCGCCGACAGUGACACCAUCAUCCUCGACGGCGCCUUCGGUGCUAGCAUCCAGUGGAAGGCUUUCUAUCCUGUCAAGUAUCAGACAGGCUUCAGCUGGAAGCGUUGGGUAUCGCUGCAAAUUAUGGAGAACAACGGCAUGCUCCUAACGGCCGCCAUGUUCGCGUGGGCCAUUGCCAAAAACUGGCAAGAGUCCGGGCAGAUUCUGUUCGAUGAAAUAAUCAACCAGUUAGCUGCGGAUACAUUGCCCUGGUGGCUUACACAUAUCACAGCCCUGUGCCGUACUGUUGCCGGGAUUUUCUUCACACUCUAUAUCUGGAGUUGGUUGUACACACCCGCGCUGAUCAAAAUGGAAUACGCAGGUAAGUUCAGAGGUGUAGACGCUGCCUUGUUCGGAUUUGAGGGUUACUUGAAUAUUGCCACCAUCGAGCGUUGCAUCUUCGGCGGUAACUUCAAGAGGAUGAAGUGGUCCAUCAAUGGUAGUCCGCUGAGCCGCUCUUACACCGACGAGGACGGAGAUCGAUACGGCACGGAUCCAACAGAUGUGGAUCCUGUUGUGAGACAGACUGUCGAGAAGGCGAAGAAGGCUGGACCAGACGAGAUGCGCAUCUUCACCCUCGUCGAUACGUACAACAUGGAAGUGACGCUAUUCGAAUCUGUCCGUCCGCCCACAAAUCUCUUCCUGUGCGCAAGCGAAGGGGGCAUGCAGAGGGCUAUCGGGUGUUCGUAUGACUGGACAACCCAGACUAUGCAUAGGGAGACGGUGUUGAGGAUGCCCACCACGUCGCUGAACAAGAUGGAUCGCGUGCCGAGGUUUAAGAUUGGCGUACGGAGACCGCCGAUGUCGUUUGGCGUGAUUAAGAGUUCUACGGAGUCGGUAUAG